Panicum hallii is the source of this 2236-nucleotide messenger RNA. Its product is annotated as dihydroxy-acid dehydratase, chloroplastic. Gene Ontology annotation, biological process: branched-chain amino acid biosynthetic process. The record is from RefSeq and is a predicted model, not a curated record. Gene Ontology annotation, cellular component: chloroplast stroma. The transcript is spliced from 14 exons. Bases 118 to 1896 code for a protein of 592 amino acids. Gene Ontology annotation, molecular function: dihydroxy-acid dehydratase activity. NCBI's taxonomy places the organism in Eukaryota, Viridiplantae, Streptophyta, Magnoliopsida, Poales, Poaceae.
CCGCCCGCCUCUCCACUUGUCCCUAUCCAUCCACCCAUCCCCCGUCACCUACCUCACUCAUCACCACCCAAAACCCUAAACCCCAUUCCGUACCUCGCCGCCGCCGCCGCCGCCGCGAUGCAGUCCCUGGCGCUCACCUCCCCCUCCCUCCCGGCGGCCGGCCCGGUCCCCGGCCGCCGCCGCCUCCAGCGCGUCCGCGCCACCGCCGUCUCCGACGAGCCCAAGCUCAACAAGUACAGCGCGCGCAUCACCGAGCCCAAGUCGCAGGGCGCCUCGCAGGCCGUGCUCUACGGCGUCGGCCUCACCGACGCCGACCUCCGCAAGCCGCAGGUCGGGGUCUCCUCCGUGUGGUACGAGGGGAACACCUGCAACAUGCACCUGCUCCGCCUCGCCGAGGCCGUCCGCGACGGCGUCCGCGAGGCCGGCAUGGUCGGGUUCCGAUUCAACACCGUCGGGGUCAGCGACGCCAUCUCCAUGGGCACCCGGGGCAUGUGCUACAGCCUCCAGUCGCGCGACCUCAUCGCAGACAGCAUCGAGACCGUCAUGGGCGCGCAGCACUACGACGCCAACAUCUCCAUCCCCGGAUGCGACAAGAACAUGCCAGGUACGAUAAUGGCGAUGGGACGGCUUAAUCGGCCUAGUAUCAUGAUAUAUGGCGGAACUAUUAAGCCUGGUCACUUUCAGGGCAAUUCUUAUGACAUAGUAUCUGCUUUCCAGUGCUACGGAGAAUAUGUCAGUGGAUCAAUCAAUGAUGAGCAAAGAAAGAAUGUGCUUCGCAAUUCAUGUCCAGGUGCAGGUGCAUGUGGUGGUAUGUACACAGCUAACACAAUGGCAUCGGCUAUCGAGACCAUGGGCAUGAGCCUUCCAUACAGUUCUUCGACUCCUGCUGAAGACCCUCUAAAGCUGGAGGAAUGCCGCCUUGCUGGGAAGUAUCUUUUAGAAUUGCUAAAGAUGGACUUGAAGCCUAGGGACAUUAUCACCGAGAAGUCAUUGCGGAAUGCAAUGGUUAUUGUCAUGGCUCUUGGUGGGUCAACUAAUGCUGUACUGCAUUUGAUUGCCAUUGCUCGGUCUGUUGGUCUGCAUUUGACUCUUGAUGAUUUUCAGAAGGUCAGUGACCAAGUUCCUUUCCUUGCGGACCUCAAGCCCAGUGGCAAAUAUGUCAUGGAGGAUUUGCAUAAGAUUGGUGGGACACCGGCAGUAAUUCAUUAUCUUCUGGAGCAAGGUCUUCUUGACGGGGAUUGCAUGACUGUCACUGGGAAAACUCUAGCUGAAAAUGCUAAAAUCUUCCCUCCUCUGUCUGAAGGGCAGCAAAUUAUUCGGCCGCUGGACAAUCCUAUCAAAUCAACUGGCCAUAUACAAAUACUUUAUGGCAAUCUUGCACCAGAAGGCUCUGUAGCAAAAAUCACUGGCAAAGAGGGACUGUUUUUCUCAGGCCCAGCUUUAGUUUUUGAGGGUGAAGAAGCCAUGAUAACAGCUAUCUCAGAAAACCCUGCAAACUUUAAGGGAAAAGUAGUAGUGAUCCGUGGAGAAGGACCAAAAGGUGGGCCAGGGAUGCCUGAAAUGUUGACCCCAACAAGUGCAAUAAUGGGUGCUGGUCUUGGAAAGGAGUGCGCCCUGCUGACGGAUGGUAGAUUUUCUGGAGGGUCACAUGGAUUUGUUGUUGGCCACAUAUGCCCCGAAGCACAGGAAGGUGGCCCGAUUGGUCUUGUCCAGAACGGUGAUGUGAUAACCAUUGAUGUUGUUAAGAGGGUAAUUGAUGUCGACCUGGCCGAAGCCCAGCUGGAAGAAAGACGGAGAAAAUGGAGCCCACCAUCAUACAAGGCCACCCGUGGAGCCCUUUGGAAGUACAUAAAGCUCGUGGCCCCGGCAUCGAGAGGAUGCGUCACCGAUGAGUAGGGUGUGUUCCAUGGUGGUUUUAGGUUGUGCACAUCAUGUGUUGCCAGGCAAAGACUGAUUAUGCCAGGAACAAUAUUCCUGUGAGUGAUUCAUGGUGGCUAGUGUGGUAGUCUUAACAAUAAAACGUCAGUUUCCAAGAGGCUGGCAAUGCUGCGGAAGCUGCUGAAUAAUGUGAGUGUUCUUGGUUUGUUGGAGGCAGCUAGUGGGUAAUUUAGCUUCAUAUCCUUUCUGUACACUGUACUACCUUGUACACAGACACAGAUACAACCAUGUGGAUUGUUCUUGUGUCAGCUACUUGAGCAUCUGAUGCACUGAAAUACUGGCUGAGGCUCUCAAAUCA